Rhagoletis pomonella (apple maggot) is the source of this 1005-nucleotide messenger RNA. RefSeq lists its product as uncharacterized. Bases 293 to 793 code for a protein of 166 amino acids. The record is from RefSeq and is a predicted model, not a curated record. The transcript has 3 exons. NCBI's taxonomy places the organism in Eukaryota, Metazoa, Arthropoda, Insecta, Diptera, Tephritidae.
UGUAAAGCAUUACUUCGAAUACUUUAUAAUGCGACCCUGACAGACAAUCAGGGCUGUCAUGGAAUCCAAGUCGGUUUUGCUUUUUGUCGGAAUUACAAACCAAUAUUGGUUUCAUUUGGUGUCAUGAAACCGGAUUGGUUUUGCUCUUUUCGAACAUAAACAAAACCGAUGUUCGAAUCAGCUGUUUUGCUCAUUUGUGUGCAUGGCGGCAAUUUGAAUGUACAUUUUUUUGACACAAUUUUUUAAAAUUGAAUUGUUUUCAUUAAUUUAAAUAAAAGUAAGUGAGCGCAAAAUGACAUCCGCAGUUAUCGCAUUUCUGUUCUUGGAAGAAGAAAGUUCCGAGAAGGUUAAAAGAAAAAUUUUGAGAGAUUGCGGCGAUCCACUUGAGCUGCCCGAGACAGCUUUCAUAGCAUAUUAUCGCCUAAACAAAGAGGUACUUGACACCAUUGAAGGGCACUUGACACGUUCGAAAGUUCCACCAGUGCUGCAGUUAGCAGCUUCGUUGCGAUUUUUAGCAGAAGGAUCCUGUCAAAGAUCAGUCGGGAACGAUUCUAGCAUAAGUGUAGCCCGAAGCGCGGUGUCAACGAUUUUAGAUGAUGUGCUUAAGGUUAUGGAGCGGUUCAUUUGCCCUCAGUGGGUGAAACUAGAAAUGGACUGCAUCGAAAAGCGCAUAUCAAGAGACUAUUUUUACUUAAAGUACAAAAUUCGCUCAAUAAUUAGUUGCAUCGACGGGACACACAUAAAAAUCAUUAAGCCCAGUAUUGACGAACAUUUAUUUUAUAAUCGAAAAUAAUUCAGUAUGAAUGCCCUGAUUAUGUGUGAUGGUGACAUGAAAAUUCGAGCCGUCGAUGCACUCUAUCCCGGCUCUAGCCAUGACUCAUUCGUAUGGAACGUUAGUAGCGCCAGACAUUUUUGGAAAGCAUAAAAAGUGAUGAAUAAAAAUAUGAAUACAUUAACAAAUAUUUUUAUAAAAUAAACAUUCUUUUACUCACAUUUUUAUAAAAU